Messenger RNA from Microplitis demolitor, 3387 nucleotides. It is a transcript of the gene DCX-EMAP, whose product is annotated as echinoderm microtubule-associated protein-like CG42247. Gene Ontology annotation, cellular component: mitotic spindle. The transcript is spliced from 15 exons. Bases 1 to 3387 code for a protein of 1128 amino acids. The record is from RefSeq and is a predicted model, not a curated record. Gene Ontology annotation, biological process: intracellular signal transduction; microtubule cytoskeleton organization. Gene Ontology annotation, molecular function: microtubule binding. NCBI's taxonomy places the organism in Eukaryota, Metazoa, Arthropoda, Insecta, Hymenoptera, Braconidae.
AUGACUCAUCAACAAGCAUCGAGAGGAAAUUCUCACAUGAAUCAGUAUGAAGAAUUAAAUGGAGUAUCGAUGACAAAUGGGGGUAUAAAUGGUAGCGGUUCAGGUGCCGGUACAACAGGAGUCACAAAUUCAACAUCAGGAGUAGGAGUUACAGGAACAAAUCAAAAUACUGAGAAUUCCGCAAAAAGUGUACAGGAGGCGCCACACCGCGAGGACAAUCUGAAAUCACAGAGCCGACGUAUUGGAUCGGCAGCAAAGACCGUCGGUAGCUCGUCGGAGAACGCGGUUGCUGAAAAGCACGUAAUCGACGACGACACCGAGGAGGAGGAAGAGGAAGAGGACGAGGACGAGGACGAGGAGGAUCAUAUAGAGGAGGACGAAGAGGAAGACGAGCAAGUAGUAAGAGAGCUAAGACGUGAGGGUAAUAUUAGGAUGCCGUCAGUUGAAACUGGGGAAUUUAGUGGUGGAAACGUCGCCACCGGAGGUGGCAUGGGCGGCUACUGGAGGCAGAGUAGACCCUCCAGUCCCCGCAUGCCGCCUCCUGAGCAACCGGAGUCCAGGCCAAAGAGCCGACACGACUCUAUUGCUAAUUCUACAAUCACUACUACAACUAGAUACAAUAAUCUUGGAUAUUGGAGAGCUAGACGUGUUACUUUUUAUAAAAAUGGAGAUCCUUAUUUUCCUGGUGUGGAAUUUAGAUUCAAACCUGGACGUGAUAUUGGAUCACUGGAAGCACUUCUUGAUCGGCUGUCUCUGCGUCUUGAUCUUCCACGAGGUGCGCGUCAUAUUUUUUCGAUGGACGGAGAUAGAAAGCUCAAUCUUGAUGAGCUUGAAGAUGGAGCUUCUUAUGUCGUGUCUAGUUACAAAACAUUCAAGCCGGCGAGCUACGGGAAAAAGGGCAACACCUGGUACACACCACCAGGAGGUGUUAGUAGGGCUGGAGCAGGAGGCGGAUGGCAAAGUCGACCCCCAGCGGUAGCGAGUCUCAGCAGAAAAGCUUCAAUUACUGAAGAAGCGCCACCCCCAGGGGGUGGAAAACCCUCCUCCGGUCGGGUUAUUCGUAUUGUCAACAAUCUUGACCAUACUGUCCAGUGUCGUGUACUGUUGAACUUAAGGACAUCGCAGCCUUUUGAAGAAGUUCUUGAAGACCUGGGCCAAGUGUUGAAAAUGAACGGGGCCAAGAGAAUGUUUACAGUCUCAGGACAAGAGGUCCGCAGCUUUUCUCAAUUGAGAAAUGAAUUUGCUGAUGUGGAUACAUUUUACCUGGGAACUGGAGCAUCAAUGGGUAUUAGCGGUGCCUCAAUGGUAAGCUCAUCCCCAGCUCGUAGAUCGCGAUCUCGUGGACCACCGGCAUUACAAAUGUCUGGAGCUAGUGAAGAUGUCGUUCGACAACGACGUGCACGUAGUAAAAGUCGUCCACGUGCCCUUUAUGCCGCGGAUUCUGAAGUCGUACGAGUUAAUGAUUACAGUGUCGUCGAAGUACUGAGAGAAGAACCAGCCCGCGUAACAAUAAGAGGAUUAAGGCGGUCGUUUUAUCCUCCAUCGCACUUGCCUCUGGUUGACAAUUCACCUCCUGAUAAAAAACUUCAACUCGAGUGGGUCUACGGAUACCGAGGGACAGACACCCGGAGAAAUUUAUGGGUUUUACCAAGUGGAGAACUUUUAUAUUACGUCGCAGCUGUUGCUGUUCUAUUUGACCGCGAGGAAAAUACGCAACGUCACUAUAUUGGUCAUACAGAAGACAUCACUUGUAUGGAGAUACAUCCAAGUAGAGAACUUGUAGCUUCUGGACAACGUGCUGGUAGACAUCGCAAAGCACAACCGCAUGUUCGUAUCUGGUCCACGGAAACUCUUCUCACGCUUUAUGUUUUUGGAAUGACGGAGUUCCAAAUGGGAGUAUCAGCCCUCGCGUUUUCCCAACUUAAUGGAGGAAGUUAUGUUCUUGUUGUUGAUUCGGGACGAGAAGCCAUCUUAUCUGUAUGGCAGUGGCAAUGGGGUCAUCUUCUUGGAAAAGUUGCGACUCUACAAGAAGAUUUAACCGGAGCAGCGUUUCACCCCCUAGAUGACAAUCUUCUAAUAACUCACGGUCGCGGUCACUUAACAUUUUGGAACCGUCGUAAAGAUGGAUUUUUUGAGAGAACUGAUAUCAUUAAACCACCAUCGAGAACUCACGUUACAAGUAUUCAAUUCGAGCAAGAUGGCGACGUAGUAACAGCAGACAGCGACGGAUUUAUAACAAUUUAUUCAGUGGAUGCGGACGGCGCUUAUUUUGUUCGUAUGGAAUUCGAAGCCCAUAAUAAGGGUAUAAGUUCUCUAGUAAUGCUUUCCGAAGGUACUCUAUUAUCCGGUGGUGAAAAGGAUCGUAAAAUAGCUGCUUGGGAUUCGCUACAAAAUUACAAACGAAUUACCGACACUAAGCUGCCAGAAUCAUCAGGAGGAGUACGAAGUAUUUACCCACAGAGACCGGGAAGAAAUGACGGAAAUAUUUACGUCGGAACAACGCGUAAUAAUAUCCUUGAAGGCUCGUUGCAACGGCGAUUUAACCAAGUCGUUUUUGGACAUGGAAGACAACUUUGGGGACUCGCUGUUCAUCCGGAUGACGAAGUAUUUGCGACUGCGGGGCAUGAUAAAAAUAUCGCGCUUUGGAGAAGACACAAAUUGCUUUGGACGACUCAAGUUGGAUUCGAGUGUAUUUGCAUCGCAUUCCAUCCAUUCGGUGUCGCUUUGGCAGCCGGUUCGUCUGAAGGUCAUCUUCUUGUACUAGCAGCUGAUACCGGAGCUGCAGUAGCGACUCUCCGCGUUUGCGGUUCACCUUUAUCGUGUAUUGGAUAUAAUCCAACGGGUGAAAUAAUAGCAAUGGGAUCACAAAAUGGCAGCGUCUAUUUAUUCCGUGUGUCUCGCGACGGAUUUUCUUACAAAAAGAGCAAUAAAAUUCGCGGUACCCAGCCAUUGGUUCAACUUGAUUGGAGCUCGGAUAGUAGAUUCUUACAAACAGUUACUCAAGACUACGAUCUAGUUUUCUGGGAUGUUAAAGCUCUACAAUCUGAGAAAAGUCCGAUUGUUAUGAAAGAUGUCAAGUGGCACACUCAUAAUUGUACUGUCGGCUACAUGGUUUCCGGCAUGUGGAACAAUCGUUACUAUCCACUGACGACAGUGAUAACGACAUCAAGUCGCUCAGCAGCUCAUGAUAUGCUAGUGAGUGGAGAUGCCGAAGGAUAUUUAAGACUCUUUAGAUUCCCAUGUACCAGCGCAAAAGCUGAGUACGUUGAAGAAAAAGUUUACAGUUCACUUGUGGCAUGUGCUAGAUUUUUAUACAACGAUCAAAAUGUUGUAACCGUCGGUGGUACUGAUGCAGCUCUCAUGCUUUGGGAAUUAGUAGACGAAUAA